Torulaspora globosa is the source of this 1719-nucleotide messenger RNA. RefSeq lists its product as uncharacterized. Gene Ontology annotation, biological process: carbohydrate metabolic process. The record is from RefSeq and is a predicted model, not a curated record. Bases 1 to 1719 code for a protein of 572 amino acids. Gene Ontology annotation, molecular function: magnesium ion binding; phosphoglucomutase activity. Lineage: Eukaryota; Fungi; Ascomycota; Saccharomycetes; Saccharomycetales; Saccharomycetaceae. The transcript has a single exon. Gene Ontology annotation, cellular component: cytosol.
AUGUCUCUAGCAGUAGAAACGGUUGUUACCGAGCCUUACAAUGACCAAAAGCCAGGUACUUCGGGGCUUCGUAAGAAAACAAAGAUCUUCAUGGAGAAGCCACACUAUACUGAGAAUUUCAUUCAGUCUAUACUCGAUGCAAUCCCUGAAGGCUGUAAGGAUGCCACUUUGGUGGUAGGAGGAGAUGGUCGUUACUAUAACGAUGUCAUUUUGCAGAAGAUUGCAGCAAUCUCGGCGGCCAAUGGCGUUCGCAAGUUAGUUGUUGGGCACAACGGUCUAUUAUCUACGCCUGCUGCUUCCCAUAUAAUCAGAACAUAUCAGGAUAAGAGUCUUAAGAAGGUAACAGGUGGUAUUAUCUUGACCGCAUCUCACAAUCCUGGUGGCCCUGAAAAUGACAUUGGUAUCAAGUACAACUUGGCUAAUGGUGGCCCCGCUCCGGAGUCCGUCACUAAUGCAAUCUGGGAAGUGUCUAAGAAAUUGACAUCCUAUAAGAUCGUCAAAGAUUUUCCAACUAUUGAUUUGAGCACUCUGGGGGAAAAAUCAUAUGGUCCUCUUGUCAUCGAUGUCGUCGACACAACAAAGGCGUACGUCGAAUUCCUUCGCGAAAUUUUCGACUUCGAUUUGAUCAAGAAGUUUGUCGACUCCCAGAGGAAAACCAAGAACUGGAAAUUGCUCUUUGACGGGCUCAAUGGUGUCACCGGUCCCUACGGAAAAGCAAUUUUCGUCGACGAAUUGGGAUUACCUGAGAACGAAGUCCUGCAAAACUAUCACCCCAAGCCCGAUUUCGGCGGUAUUCACCCAGAUCCCAAUUUAACAUAUGCUCGUACUUUGGUCGACAGAGUUGACAAGGAGAAAAUAGAGUUUGGUGCAGCUUCCGAUGGUGAUGGUGAUAGAAACAUGAUUUACGGUUAUGGGCCUGCCUUCGUCUCACCUGGUGACUCCGUCGCCAUCAUAGCUGAGUACGCCAAGGAAAUCCCAUACUUUGCAAAACAGGGUAUUUAUGGUUUGGCUCGCUCCUUCCCAACAUCCGGCGCAAUUGACAGAGUUGCUGCCAAGCAAGGUCUGAAGUGCUACGAAGUUCCAACGGGAUGGAAGUUUUUCUGUGCUUUGUUCGACGCCAAGAAGUUGUCAAUUUGCGGUGAAGAAUCAUUUGGCACAGGUUCCAAUCACGUUAGAGAAAAAGAUGGUAUGUGGGCUAUUAUCGCCUGGUUGAAUAUCCUGGCCAUUUACAAUAAGCACAAUCCAGAAAAGGAAGCCUCUAUCAAGACAGUUCAGGAAGAAUUCUGGCUCAAGUACGGUCGGACUUUCUUCACACGUUACGAUUAUGAGCAUGUGAGUUCCGAGAAAGCCAAAGACAUCGUCAAGCAUCUUGAAAAAUUCGUGAAUACGCCGAAUGUGGUUACCUCCAAGUUCCCAACAGAUGAAACCCUGACUGUUGAGGCAGCGGGCGACUUCCAGUACACCGAUUUAGACGGUUCGGUUUCCGCCAACCAGGGUUUGUAUGUCAAGCUAUCAAACGGUGCAAGGUUCGUGGUGAGAUUGUCCGGUACAGGUUCUUCCGGUGCCACUAUCAGACUUUACAUCGAAAGGUACACGGACGACAAGAGCAAAUAUGGUCAAACUGCCGAAGAGUUCUUAAGACCCGUGAUCGAUUCCGUCGUUGAGUUCUUGAAGUUCGAAGAGGUGCUCGGUUACUCAGAACCAACGGUGAAGACCUAG